Liolophura sinensis is the source of this 1614-nucleotide messenger RNA. RefSeq lists its product as uncharacterized. The transcript has 4 exons. The record is from RefSeq and is a predicted model, not a curated record. The coding region runs from base 544 to 1536 and encodes 330 amino acids. Lineage: Eukaryota; Metazoa; Mollusca; Polyplacophora; Chitonida; Chitonidae.
AGCGGUUUAACCAUAACGGUCGGCACGUUUGUUCAUAGUCGUGUUUUCUACACUCACUAGGCAGAGUACGCAAAUACAUAUUGUCCGCUCAACCAUUGCCCCCCGACAUGCAGGAACUUGCGCUGUCACUCUCAAGGACCACGUUGUUAGUCCCAUAGACGUCUAUUUCAGUGACAGAUUGGCGAUCCAUACCCAAGCCAAAGGAAUAUCCGAGCCAUUUUUGUGGAAUUUCACCACAGCCACCCGUAAUAUUUACCUGGAUGAUUUUUACCUGUAUCUGUGAUUAUCUUCAGAAGCCUUACAUGUUGUGAUUUACCCAUGUUGUGUGCCUUUAACUUGUAGGCCUAAUGAUAUAGUUGGAGAUGUGAUAGGCCUAUAAAUUUCGGUAGUACAUAUGCAGCCUUUAAUCGAGCCAACACAAUGAAUUGUGACAUUUCUGAUGUAAAAUGCUUUUUACUGCCUUACAACUUUACCAGUCAUGUGUGCUUUUUUACCUAUAGGUAAGUUUAAGCACCAUCCAUAAUUCCCGUAUACUCAGUUACUAUGGCAACCGGGUUGCCCCCUACCGGCCUGAACCGACGGCGGUUCGUGCCGAAAAUGACAGGAGGCAAACGUGGGCCUUCUGAACCGAUUGCGACAACCAGCGACGAGGAGGAAACGUGCGACAGCUGGAAAGAUGGGCAGACGGAAGGACCCCCUGAAGCCCGGAAGUGCAUAGAUAGUCCCUUACAGAGCCCCGUGAGUCCGGUGGGGUCAGUAGACUACGAAAACGUGAGUUCCCCGGGGGACAGCAGCACGGCUAGUGGACCCGUGUAUGUGCGACAGCCCGGUUUUACGCAUCACGCCCACGAGGUGACCAAACCGAAAUCGAAGAAAAAGAAAACUCUAACAGUGACGGACAGAUUAAGUACAAGGACACCCGAGCAGGAAUUAGCUCCCAAAGCCAGGCCUAAGAAAGAUCCUUUGCCGAUGCGAUUAAGAGCUCUCCCACAAUCCUUCUGGCAACAGCCAAACACGCCCAAUUAUAUCUCCCCAGCAACAUGUUUCGCCACUCUUCCACCACUGAAGAUCCGAGACUCAGACGAGGAUGUCACAGAUGUUCGACCAAUCACACCUCCUGAGGAUCGAGAGACAUGCAAAAAGGUUCCGUCUCGACCAAGUCAGUGUCGAGAACGGAAAAUCACUGUGGCCGACACAGAUCAGCUCUUCAGGCUGUUUGAUGUGAUUGAAAACAAGACGUCGCGCAAAUCCGUCAGCCAAGGCAACUUCAAACGAGGAAGACCCAGAAAAGUAUUCCUAGGCAAGAGCACAAAGCAAGGUUUAUUGUCUGGGAAUGACCCUCAUUUGGCCGACGCUGUCACAGAAAAAAUGUUUCCCAACCUAAGUUUAGAACAUCGGCAACAGAUGGGAUGUUCCGGCCAGUCGUCACUGCACAUGAUCACCUUAGAAACGGGGGACAAACCCAUUUCAUUGCCGUCGCUGAGUAUUGAGCAGAAUUAUUCACAGAUGUUAUCUGAACUUGUUAUGCAUAUUUGAUGAGAUGCUUUCUUUGUUAUGGCAGACCAGAGCAUUGUAGUGGUGUUGUUAUUGUUGGUGAUAUUGACAUGUUAUGAA